Molecule: messenger RNA, 1463 nt
Organism: Aaosphaeria arxii CBS 175.79
Lineage: Eukaryota; Fungi; Ascomycota; Dothideomycetes; Pleosporales
Exons: 2
Coding region: 70-1221 (383 amino acids)
Biological process (GO): ubiquitin-dependent protein catabolic process
Cellular component (GO): cytosol; nucleus; proteasome regulatory particle, lid subcomplex
Molecular function (GO): structural molecule activity
Source: RefSeq, a predicted model, not a curated record
GAUCUUCGACACCUUUCUUACCCAGGAACCAUCGAUAAGCACCAUUCAAGAUACUGGAAGCUUCUCACCAUGGCGAUGGAUCCCGAUACCAUUCCCAACCUCCUCGCGGAUCAGCGAGAUCAGGCAGCGGACGAGCUCCAAUCCUACUUCCUUGACUUCGAAGAUUACUGGGAGCGAAAGCUAUGGCACGAGCUUACAGACAAGCUGUUGGAAUACUUCGAGAUUUCUGAGAGUGCAAAGCAACGGAUACCGCUUUUCGAGACAUUCAUCAAGAGUUUUGCAAACAAGAUCAACCAACUUAAGCUUGUCAAGCUUGGGCUGAGCGCCGCCACACAGUACUCAGAUGAUGAGGAACGCCUCAGCUUCGUCACAUCGCUCGCAAAGAGCGUCAACAAACCCGCCUCACAAGACGCAUAUGUUUACGCGACCGUUGCCUCUGCAAGCAUACAACUACGGUUAGAAGAUUACGAUGGAGCGCGAAAGAAGCUGGACGAAAGUGAACAAAUCUUGGAAGGCUUCGACUCAGUGGAGAGCAUCGUUCAUGCGGCUUUCUACCGCGCAAACGCAGAGUACUACAAGGUCAACCAUGAGUUUGCAUCAUAUUACAAGAAUGCCCUCCGCUUCCUUGCAUGCAUCGACCUCGACGAUCUCGACUUGCGUGAGCGUCAGUCCCGAGCUUAUGAUCUUAGCAUUGCUGCUCUAGUCUCUGAUUCCAUCUACAAUUUCGGAGAGCUUCUGCUGCACCCCAUCCUCGAUUCUCUCGUUAACACUCCCCACGCGUGGUUGCGAGAACUACUGUUCGCCUUUAACCGCGGCGAUCUUCGCGCUUACGAUGUUCUAGCUGGCAACAUCUCCAAGGUUCCACUCCUCAAAGAACACCAGACCUUCCUCUACCAGAAGAUCUCACUCUCCGCAUUGACCGAGACCGUUUUCCGUCGCCCACCUCACGAUCGCGCCAUGACAUUCACCACAAUUUCUGAAGAGACCAAGGUGCAGCCCAAUGAGAUCGAGCACUUGAUUAUGAAGGCUUUGAGCUUGGGCUUGUUGAGAGGCACAAUCGAUCAAGUUGCGGAGGUUGCACGAAUCAACUGGGUGCAGCCAAAGGUUCUGGACAUGAAGCAGAUUGAGAGCAUGAGGGGCCGGUUGCGAGAAUGGGAUUCGAGCGUCAACCAGCUCGGUAAUUGGAUCGAGGGUGUGGGCAAGGAUGUGUGGGCUGCAUAGAGAUUCAAAGUUAGGCACCAUUUUGUGGAUGGAGCUUGUGUCAGAGGUUCUCUUCUUAUGCAGACUCUAAAUAUGGAAAAGACCAGCCUUCGUGGUGCAAUCACGGGUCACCUCAAGCAAGAACUCAAGAGUACGAAUGAAGCUGCAUGUAUUCAUAGAAUUGGCGUCACUCCUGAAAUAGAUAGGUAGACAAGUCAAGUAUGAUCAUGACAUCAAAUGAACGAAUUCACACAAAAUAUCAG